Molecule: messenger RNA, 625 nt
Organism: Actinia tenebrosa (Australian red waratah sea anemone)
Lineage: Eukaryota; Metazoa; Cnidaria; Anthozoa; Actiniaria; Actiniidae
Biological process (GO): DNA integration; DNA recombination
Molecular function (GO): DNA binding
Source: RefSeq, a predicted model, not a curated record
UACAACAGCCAAAGCCGGCAAAGAUCCUCUUCAUCUUCAAGAGAUGGCAGAGCUUAUGGCUCAAGGUCUUUUUUAGGAGAGAGAAGCUCCUAUCGCAGGAGGGGAGGAGCCAGACUACGCACUCAGACCGACAAAGAGUCUCAUCAAUAAUUUCCAGAGCUCAGAUGUCUCCAAAAAAUAUUUUUGGAACAAGCAACAGUGACCAUCAUAGUACCUCUGUGGACCACACAAGCUUGGUUUACAAGGCUUCUAAGUCUCCUGAUCCAUCGGCCCAGAAUGUUCCUUGUCACCAGGAAAGUGCUUUGCCAUCCAGUUCACUGAGAUGUUCAUCCGCUGAGCCGCAAACUGCAACUCAUGGCAUGCAAGGUAUCAGGCAACAGUUCAUUGAAUGCAACAUUUCUGAGGACAUUACCAAUGUCCUCAUGUCCUCAUGGAGGCCAAGUACACAGAAGCAAUAUGAGGUUCACAUCAGGAGGUGGGGUGGAUUUUGUCUACAGAGGAAAGUUGAUUCAUUGCGCCCAAAUAUCAAUGAUGUGUUAGAGUUUCUGCACAGUUUACACAUCAAAGAGCUAUCCUAUUCCACAAUUAAUACAGCACGUUCGGCUUUGUCGAACUAUUUAAUGGG